AUGGACGCCCACCACCACGAUCACGACCAUGAUCACGACCACGACCACGGCGGCUCCUGCUCCUCCAGCCACAUGAUGGUGUUCCACGCGGGGGUGUGUCAGGAGAUCCUGUUCAGCGGCUGGAAGACCACGACCGCCUUGGAGCUGUUCGGGUCAGCGGUGGCCAUCUUCCUGGCGGGCGUGUUAUAUGAAGGUCUGAAGUACUACCGCGAGGCGCUCCACGCGAGAGCCACCACCUCCACGGGAGACUCGCAGGUCAACAUCACCAAGAAUGAAUGUGGACCCUCCGGGAACUGUGCGGGGACAGCGGUCGUUAAGUACUCCAUGCUGUCGUGCGGCCACUUCGUCCAGACGCUGCUGCACAUCGUCCAGACGACCGCCUCCUACGUGUUGAUGCUGGUCUUCAUGACCUAUAACGUGUGGCUGUGCCUCGCGCUCGUGCUGGGCCUGGCGGUCGGCUACUUCUUCUUCGGCUGGAGGAAGAGUACCGUCGUGGACGUCACCGAACACUGUCAAUGA
Messenger RNA from Danaus chrysippus (African queen), 519 nucleotides. NCBI's taxonomy places the organism in Eukaryota, Metazoa, Arthropoda, Insecta, Lepidoptera, Nymphalidae. The record is from the annotation of a GenBank genome assembly.